AUGAGCGCCAUACAGAUCUUGUAUGCUCAGUUCCACGCGAGCUACCUCGCAACGAAGCUUAACGUGCGAAGUCUUCGUGAAGCCCUAAAAGAUCUUCCAAAGAGCUCGGGAGCGAUAUACCAGGAGGCGAUAGGAAGGUUGAAGAGUCAAAAUCCAGAGGCCGUUCGUUUGGCCGAGAAAACGCUUCUCUGGAUCGUCAACGCGUCGCGGCCGCUUCGUGUCAAGGAACUUCAGCAUCUGUUGGCCGUGCGGGAAGGAGACGUCGAUAUCGAUGAUAAUGCACUUACUGCACCCAUGUACAUCCUCUCGAUAUGCGCCGGCUGA
Aspergillus aculeatinus CBS 121060 is the source of this 324-nucleotide messenger RNA. RefSeq lists its product as uncharacterized. The record is from RefSeq and is a predicted model, not a curated record. The coding region runs from base 1 to 324 and encodes 107 amino acids. The transcript has 2 exons. NCBI's taxonomy places the organism in Eukaryota, Fungi, Ascomycota, Eurotiomycetes, Eurotiales, Aspergillaceae.